UUAGUCAAGUGUCAAGCAUAGCUGUCAAGUUUCAGGGUAUAAUAAAUAAAAUGUCAAACCUCUGGACAUAAGUUAGAGCGUAUAUUAUGUAUUUGAAAUAGUUUCAUACGAGUAAAUUCGAGUACGAAAUAGAAUCAUGAGCGCCUUACGAAUACAGGUUUUAAAAGUAUUUAAGAAACUGCAUAAAACUAGGAUGAAAGUCUUUGAAGGGGACGAGAGAGCUCUCACUGCAGCCAGACAAAAGAUUAAUGAAGGAUUCGCCAAAAAUAAAGAGGUUCAUAACGAGGAAGCUAUCAAAGAGUUGAUAAAAUUUGGAGAAGACAUUGAAAAAGAAUUAAGGACCCAAGUUAUACAAGCAAGAGAAGUGAAACCAGGAGUGUUUGAAGCUAAAAUAAGAGAAGAUACUGUCAAAUUGGAUAACAUCCCCUACGAUGAUAACGCCAUACCUGAAGAUGGAGUUAAAGGAAAAAAUCAAUGUUGCCAAUCAGUUAAAAAAUAAAAAUGUACAUAAAUUAAUUUCGUAGUUCUAUAGGUGAUAAAAGAAAUCUAGUCUUUAUUUAAAUUAUACCUUUAAA
Molecule: messenger RNA, 575 nt
Organism: Danaus plexippus (monarch butterfly)
Lineage: Eukaryota; Metazoa; Arthropoda; Insecta; Lepidoptera; Nymphalidae
Product: complex III assembly factor LYRM7
Exons: 4
Coding region: 137-499 (120 amino acids)
Biological process (GO): mitochondrial respiratory chain complex III assembly
Source: RefSeq, a predicted model, not a curated record